GUGUAUAGUGUGUUUAUACUGAACCCCGGAAGUGUAAACUACGUUAUUGAAUCCUGGAAGUGUACAGUGUGUUUAUACUGAACCCCGGACGGAAGUAUACACUGCGUUCUCAUUAAAUCCUGGAAGUGUAGACUGUGUUUAUACUGAACCCUGGAAGUAUACACUGCGUUAUCAUUGAACCCUGGAAGUAAGCACUGUGUUUACACUGAACCUCGGAAGUAUACACUGUGUCUACGCUGAACCUCGGAAGCAUAUACUGUGUCUACGCUGAACCUCGGAAGUAUACACUGUGUCUAGACUGAACCUCGGAAGUAUAUACUGCGCUCUCUUUGAAUCCUGGAAGUGUACAUUGUAUUUACAUUAAACCAGCUGGAAGUGUAGAAUUUGUUAAAUAAUAAAAGGAAAUCGCCUUUGAUGUCCAAGGAAAUAAAUGUUGAUCAAUCAAUCAAUCAAUAAAUGUGUGAACAUUGAUCCCUGAAAGUUUACACUACGUACAUAUUGAAUCCUGGAAGUGUAUAUAUUGAACCCUGAGAGUUCUGUACACUGUGUACAUAUGCCUGCUCCCCAUCCCGUGUACAGUGAACUGUACGAGAAGAAUUACUCGGCCUGGAUAAUGGAAACUAAUACUGAGGACAGUGUUGUAUCAGAGCUUGAACUAUUCUCUCAGUCUGUUGUUAACAUCACAAAACUAGGGUUCAGGACUAUAGCUCAGUAUAUUGAUAUAGACUACAUGUUAUGGAUGCGAUGGCUACUCUCUCCAGUUAUAAUUGCAUUUGUUAUUCUUCCCAGCAUAAUCCUGGCAUUUAUUUACAUAUCUUCUAUAAUCCUCUACAUAUACAGAGCUCAUAGAAACAGAUUAAUUAAUAGAAUUCAAGGAUAUGUGGAACAAGGUGAUUUCUGGACUGCUGGUAGAGAAAUUGUCGCUACUUUGUGGGACGCCCAUGCCUGGCUCUGGCAUGGGUAUGAGUUGAAAGGACUAGAAAACCUUCCUACAGACCAGGGAUGUAUGCUUCUGUAUUAUCAUGGCGCUAUACCUCUGGACUAUUAUUAUCUUGUUAACAGGAUUUUACUACUGAAGGGUAUACUAGUAAACUCUGUUGUGGAUAAAUUCCUGAUGAAACUCCCUGGAGUCAAGAUAAUCAUUGAUGUUUUUGGAUGCACUGCAGGAACUGUUGAAUCUCUAGCUGAUAUGAUGGUUGAGGGGAAAAUACUGGGAAUAUCUCCUGGUGGAGUUUAUGAAGCUCAGUUUGGAGAUCAUUAUUAUAAUGUGAUUUGGCGUGAAAGACUGGGGUUUGCUAAAGCUGCAAUACGGGCCAAGGCACCAGUAGUUCCUGUAUUUACUGUUAACAUCAGGGAAGCUUUCAGAACUUUCCCUUUUUUCCACAACUUCUGGCAUUGGAUCUUUAUGAAAACCAGACUUCCAUUCAGACCUCUGUUUGGUGGGUUCCCAGUAAAGUUGACAACCUAUAUAGGACCUCCUAUAUAUAUUAACGAUGAGACAACUCCUGAACAACUAAGAGAUCAGUGUAAGACUGCUCUUGAGACUAUGAUCGCUGAACAUCAAAGAAUUCCUGGACGUAUUCUACCAGCAAUACUUGAUAGAUUCUGGUGGAGAAAUAGAGAUCAUUCGGACUAAACAUAGAUCAAAUUUUCCACAGAUCAAUCAGAGAUCAAUAAUUUGUACUUCUUUUAAAAUAGAGAUCAGAGAUCAGUACUUCCGGAGAUCAUUCAGAUUAAAGCUAAGCUAUCAAAUGUUUCUUGGGUGUAUUCAAUUCUUAGUAAACAUAAGAAAUCGUUAUUUUUACUGCUUUUAUCAAUAAUCAGAGAUUAAUUAAAAUCAAAAAUAAACAUUUAAAAAAAAAUUAGAUUAAAUAUUUAAGACAAAUUAUCAUCAUGAUCAUUUCGAUGAAAUGUCAGAGAUCUAUACUUAUAUGAUUUAAAGCCUUAUUUCUGUAGACGAGAACAUCUUAAACGUAUUUAUUCUGGCAUUUUUUAAUUAAUAUAAAGUAGUAAUCUCUGUUUGUCAUAUCUCGUAAACCCAAUUGGUCAAUGACUGUCAGACUGAUUCGCUUCAAAUUAUGUUGGGAGAACUUGAUAGAUCUUGAUAGAACUUGAUAGAACUUGAUAGAACUUGAUAGAACUUGAUAGAACUUGAUAGAACAACAGAAAUGUUUUUCUAAAUUCUGAAUUGAGAGUUGAAAAAGUUUAGAUUUCCAGGCAAAGCUGGGUUCCCAAGAAAAUAAAGAAUAUAUAUAUAUAUAUAUAGAAUGGGCAUUGAGAAUUACUAUUCUAGAAACAGACCUGACCAUAACUAAUCUUGGUAAUACUGAGGAUCAUAAUUCAGCAUUUAUUUAUUUAUUAGAGUUCAAACAAUGUCCUAUGAUGAAUUUGUUAUUGAACAUUUAAUCGGUUUUUGAAUUGACCUCAAAGUUCCUAACAAAUUAAUAAGUUUGCAAAUAACCAAGAAAUUGCAAUUUUCAUCUUUUGACUGAAUUUGAUGUCCUCCUUACCCUUCCCCUCAAAUCUUAAGAAAUCUAUGAUUAUUAUGUUGUUAGCUUAAUAAUAAGAAUAUUUAUCAAUAAAACUUAAAUAAACAAGAAAGAUAAGAUAAUGAUUAUAUUUACACUUGACAGUUAGUUUGCUACAUUUUAGAAAUGUACUUCAGUGAUAUUGUUUAAUAUUAUUAAAAAUAAAAUAGAUUUUUCAGUUUUUAUUUAAGUAAAAUGAAUAUUAGAUUUCAGUAAGCAUGCAGCAUAUGUUAAAUGUACAUUAAAAUUUAAAGAUAAUUGGAUCAAUUUAAACUCUUUCACUCAUUGCGUAGAGAUCGAGAGAUCUUUCAUUUGUCAAAUCUCAAAGUUUUAAUGAAAAAGAGAUCAGUAGAUCACUUGAACUCAAUUCGGACAAAGAAAAAAUUAAAUAGUUUUAAAUUAUCCUCGUUAACAGAAAUUCAAAUUGUUUACUUUACUUAUAGAAUUGAUAUUUUAUAUGCUUUACUUAU
Eurytemora carolleeae is the source of this 2998-nucleotide messenger RNA. RefSeq names its product transmembrane protein 68. Bases 554 to 1636 code for a protein of 360 amino acids. Gene Ontology annotation, cellular component: membrane. The transcript has 14 exons. NCBI's taxonomy places the organism in Eukaryota, Metazoa, Arthropoda, Copepoda, Calanoida, Temoridae. The record is from RefSeq and is a predicted model, not a curated record.